Messenger RNA from Ictidomys tridecemlineatus (thirteen-lined ground squirrel), 11263 nucleotides. RefSeq names its product contactin associated protein family member 5 (gene Cntnap5). Lineage: Eukaryota; Metazoa; Chordata; Mammalia; Rodentia; Sciuridae. The record is from RefSeq and is a predicted model, not a curated record. Gene Ontology annotation, molecular function: calcium ion binding.
GCGGCCCGCUUGCCUAUAAGGAGCUGUCCGCCACCCCGGUGCUGAUUCCUGCUCUGGAGCUUGGCGAGGUAGAUUUAGCUGUCCACCGAGCUAGGCGCCUGUCUUUGCAAUUGGGUUUGGAUUUGCACCUUUAAGGAGGGGGGAAGAGGAGGAAAAGGCGAGCGGAGGAAGGAGAGUACAGCAAGCAGCUCUUUCGGGGACUGUAGCCUCAGCCGCAGCUGCGAAGAAGCCCUCCCCACGGUUUCGGUGGAGCGUCUGGGCGCGGGAUGGAGUGAAAGAGAGUACCUCUCCAAGGGGGGGUGGGAGGGGGUCAGAAGGUGCGGACAAGAGAGACAAGCCGCGGCUGGUGCCUGCGAAUUUGGAAUUCGAUUGGAAGGGACCACUCACUCGGGGGAAAUGGAUUCUGUACCAGGGCUGACCAGCGUUUUGACUUUGCUGUUCUCUGGUUUGUGGCAUUUAGGAUUAACAGCGACAAAUUACAACUGUGAUGACCCAUUAGCAUCCCUGCUGUCUCCAAUGGCUUUUUCCAGCUCCUCAGAUCUCACUGGCACCCCCAGUGCAGCUCAGCUCAACUGGAGAGUUGGAACUGGUGGCUGGUCCCCAGCAGAUUCCAAUGCUCAACAGUGGCUGCAGAUGGACUUGGGAAACAGAGUGGAGAUUACAGCCGUGGCCACGCAGGGAAGAUACGGAAGCUCUGACUGGGUGACGAGUUAUAGCCUGAUGUUCAGUGACACAGGACGCAACUGGAAACAGUACAAGCAAGAAGACAGCAUCUGGACGUUUGCAGGAAACAUGAAUGCUGACAGUGUAGUGCACCACAAGCUAUUGCACUCAGUGAGGGCCCGCUUCAUUCGCUUUGUGCCCCUGGAAUGGAAUCCAAAUGGAAAGAUUGGCAUGAGGGUGGAGGUCUACGGAUGCUCCUAUAAAUCGGACGUUGCUGACUUUGAUGGCCGAAGCUCACUUCUCUACAGGUUCAAUCAGAAACUGAUGAGCACACUCAAAGAUGUGAUCUCCCUCAAGUUCAAGAGCAUGCAAGGAGAUGGGGUCUUAUUCCAUGGAGAAGGUCAACGUGGAGACCACAUCACCCUGGAACUCCAGAAGGGGAGGCUUGCCUUGUACCUUAACCUGGAUGACAGUAAAGUUCGACUCAGCAGCAGCCCACCCUCCGCCACCCUGGGCAGCCUCCUGGAUGAUCAGCACUGGCACUGGGUCCUCAUCGAACGGGUGGGCAAGCAGGUGAACUUCACUGUGGACAAACACACACAGCACUUCCGGACCAAGGGUGAGGCAGAUGCCCUGGACAUUGACUAUGAGCUUAGUUUUGGAGGAAUUCCAGUACCAGGAAAACCUGGGACCUUUUUAAAGAAAAACUUCCACGGAUGUAUUGAAAACCUUUACUACAACGGAGUAAACAUAAUUGACCUGGCUAAAAGAAGAAAGCAUCAGAUCUAUACUGUGGGCAAUGUCACUUUUUCCUGCUCCGAACCACAAAUUGUUCCCAUCACAUUUGUCAACUCCAGCAGCAGUUAUUUGCUGCUGCCCGGCACCCCCCAAAUUGAUGGGCUCUCAGUGAGUUUCCAGUUUCGAACAUGGAACAAGGAUGGUCUGCUUCUGUCCACAGAGAUGUCUGAAGGCUCGGGGACCCUGCUGCUCAGCCUGGAGGCCGGAAUCCUGAGACUGGUGAUUCAGAAAAUGACAGAACACGUAGCUGAAAUCUUUACAGGCAGCAACUUGAAUGAUGGCUUGUGGCAUUCGGUUAGCAUCAACGCCAGAAGGAACCGCAUCACUCUCACUGUGGAUAAUGAAGCAGCAUCCCCUGCUCAGGACACCACCCGGGUACAGAUUUAUUCUGGAAAUAGCUACUACUUUGGAGGGUGCCCCGACAAUCUCACCGAUUCCCAAUGUUUAAAUCCCAUUAAGGCUUUCCAAGGCUGCAUGAGGCUCAUCUUUAUUGAUAACCAGCCCAAGGACCUCAUUUCAGUUCAGCAAGGUUCCCUGGGGAAUUUUAGUGAUUUACACAUUGAUCUGUGUAGCAUCAAAGACAGGUGUUUGCCAAACUAUUGUGAACAUGGAGGAAGCUGCUCCCAGUCCUGGGCCAGUUUCUAUUGUAACUGCAGUGACACAGGUUACACUGGUGCCACCUGCCAUGACUCCAUCUACGAGAAAUCCUGUGAGGUUUAUAGGCACCAAGGGCACACGGCUGGAUUCUUCUACGUCGACUCUGAUGGCAGUGGGCCCCUUGGACCUCUUCAAGUGUACUGCAACAUCACUGAAGACAAGAUCUGGAUGUCAGUACAGCACAACAACACAGAGCUAACCCAUGUGAGGGGUGCCAACCCAGAGAAGCCCUAUGCCAUGGCCUUGGACUACGGUGGCAGCAUGGAGCAGCUAGAGGCUCUGAUUGAUGGCUCCGAGCACUGUGAGCAGGAAGUGGCCUACCAUUGCAGGAGAUCCCGCUUGCUCAACACGCCUGAUGGAACCCCAUUUACCUGGUGGAUCGGGCGGUCCAAUGAAAGGCAUCCUUACUGGGGAGGGUCUCUUCCCGGAGUCCAGCAGUGUGGAUGUGGCCUGGAAGAGAGUUGCCUGGACAUUCGACAUUUUUGCAAUUGUGACGCUGACAAGGAUGAAUGGACAAAUGAUACUGGCUUUCUUUCCUUCAAAGACCACUUGCCUGUCACUCAGAUAGUUAUCACUGAUACCAACAGAUCAAACUCAGAAGCUGCUUGGAGAAUUGGUCCCUUGCGUUGCUAUGGCGACCGACACUUCUGGAAUGCUGUUUCAUUUUAUACUGAAGCCUCUUAUCUCCACUUUCCUACCUUCCAUGCGGAAUUCAGUGCCGAUAUUUCCUUCUUUUUUAAAACCACCGCUUUAUCUGGAGUUUUCCUUGAAAACCUUGGCAUUAAAGACUUCAUCCGACUUGAAAUAAGCUCUCCUUCUGAGAUCACAUUUGCCAUUGAUGUUGGGAAUGGCCCAGUAGAACUUGUAGUCCAGUCUCCUUCUGCUCUGAAUGACAACCAAUGGCAUUAUGUCCGGGCUGAGAGGAACCUCAAAGAGACCUCCCUUCAGGUGGACAGCCUUCCAAGGAGCACCAGAGAGACUUCAGAGGAGGGCCAUUUCCGGUUGCAGCUGAACAGCCAGUUGUUUGUAGGAGGAACAUCAUCAAGGCAGAAAGGCUUCCUAGGAUGCAUCCGCUCCUUACACUUGAAUGGGCAGACACUGGACCUGGAGGAGAGGGCAAAAGUCACAUCUGGAGUCAGGCCAGGCUGCCCAGGUCAUUGCAGCAGCUAUGGCAGCAACUGCCACAAUGGGGGGAAGUGUGUGGAGAAGCACAGUGGCUACCUCUGCGACUGCACCAAUUCACCAUAUGAAGGACCCUUUUGUAAAAAAGAGGUUUCUGCUGUUUUUGAGGCUGGAACAUCAGUUACGUACAUGUUUCAAGAACCCUACCCUGUCACCAAGAAUACAAACCUCUCAUCUUCAGCUAUUUACACAGAUGCGGCUCCAUCCAAAGAGAACAUUGCAUUCAGUUUUGUGACAGCUCAGACACCCAGCCUCUUGCUCUUUCUCAAUUCUUCUUCUCAGGACUUUCUGGCUAUCUUGCUCUGCAAAAAUGGAAGUUUACAGGUUCGCUAUCAGCUAGGCAAGGAAGAAACACAUGUAUUCACCAUCGAUGUAGAGAACUUUGCCAAUAGAAAGAUGCACCACCUGAAGAUUAACCGAGAGGGGAGAGAGCUUGCCAUUCAGAUGGACCAGCAGUUCCGGCUCACUUACAACUUCUCCCCAGCAGUAGAGUUCAGGACGAUAAGGUCACUUGUCCUGGGUAAAGUCACAGAUAAUAUUGGAUUGGAUUCUGAAAUUGCUAAAGUGAAUGCCCUGGGUUUUGUUGGAUGCCUUUCUUCAGUCCAGUAUAAUCAUAUAGCACCACUGAAGGCAGCCCUGCGUCAUGCCACUAUCGCACCGGUGACCGUCCAGGGGACCUUGACAGAAUCUAGCUGUGGCUCCAUGGUGGAUUCAGAAGUGAAUGCAGUGACCACUGUGCAUUCUUCAUCAGAUCCCUUUGGGAAGACAGAUGAGCGGGAACCACUUACCAAUGCAGUUCGGAGUGAUUCAGCGGUCAUUGGAGGAGUAAUAGCAGUGGUGAUAUUCAUCACCUUCUGCAUCAUCGGCAUCAUGACCCGCCUCCUUUACCAGCAUAAGCAGUCACAUCGCACUAACCAGAUGAAGGAGAAGGAAUAUCCAGAGAAUUUGGACAGUUCCUUCAGAAAUGAUAUUGACUUGCAAAACACAGUCAGCGAGUGUAAACGGGAAUAUUUCAUCUGAAAAAAACUACAGGGUCACCUGAUACUCAUUUCUGUGGUUACUUGUUAAUUUUUUCUCCUUCUUUUCUCUCUUUUGUCUUUUAAUUUUGGUCCUUCUCUCUUAAAUGUUUGCCAUUCCUUUUUUGGAACAUAACCUGCAUCUACCACAACAUCAAUCCCUUUGACCCAGCUCAGGAGACUAGGCAGCUACAGCUACUGCCUUCCUGUCUGACACCUGUAUCGUGGUGAAAAUGACCACUCAAGACACUGACUUUACUGUUCUAGACAAGGAAGAGACACAUGUGCACACACACACACACAAUCAGCUUUGUGUUCCACUUUCUAAAAUGCACUUUUUAGUUUUGCAGACUCAUAUUCUGGCAGGCUUACCUUGAACUUGAGCUCUGUGACUUAGGCAUCUAAUGGUCAUCCUUGACAUCCUCUCCCAUUCCCAGUUCAUCUCUACCAGGGAAGCCAGGGCAGAGAGAUCCUUCAGGCCUGGUUUGCAUCGGUGGCAUUUUACAAGGAACAAGAACAACUUGCGUUAAUUUAAUUUCCCUAGGCCCCUUGCCCUAACUCAUCGCCCUUUUUGGCUAUGACUCUUAUCCCCUGAGUAUUUUCAAAUAGAAUUGCUGAUAGUAGUGAGCAAUUACUUUGCUCCUUUCUUAUCACUGUCUCCUGGGGCCAAAACUUUAGAAACAGCACACAAUAGCAUAAACCUAGAGGAAGCAUGGAAAUAGUUGCUUGAAAUUAGGAGGUAAAAAGAAAGUUGCUAGGAAGUAGAUGUUCCAUAACUUCAAAAAAUGAUAUCCUCCAAUUUUGUAAGACAUGUUAGCUAGGUUAUUCCUGGGAUUAUUAUAUUGAGGUAAAAAAUAUGUAUCUACACACAUAUAUAUGUAAUUUGCUGCAGCAUAAAGAAAUUCAAAUAAAAGUCUAAAAUAGUACCUGGUUCCAUGAAAAAGCUUAAACCAUCUUAACUCAGCUUUAAAUAAAUAUAUAUAUGGAAAAAACUGCAUGAAAGAACUGAAAUAUUAGGCAGAAUUCUUCCUUUCCAUCUACUCUUGAAAGACCUGGUGGAGAAACUGAAAGUCAGUUUGCAGGUUUUACAUUUUGGAACAGUUAUAAUGAAUCCAUCUCUGUCCACUGAACUGUUUCUAGGAGGUUUCGGACAUACUGACCCAUGUGGCAUUGUAGUCACCUCCAGCUGACCCAGUGAUUGAUUUCAGAGGAUCCCUUAGGUUCUGUAGCACACCCCAUUUUGAAAUCUGCUGCAUUCUAUACAUUGAAAAAGCCUCCACUUACACAUAUUUUUCUGCAGACUUAUAUUCCCAGAUGAGGCAGCAACAAAUUUCAGGCUCUUUGCCCCUUUUAGUGACAAAGUAUGGAAUUCAUCCCUUUGGGAAGUCAUCCUGAGACUAUCUCUGGGUUUUGAUAGUAAGAAUUCUGAUGAUUUUGCUGUAGCAAUAUGCCUAACUCUUUGCCCCUGGACUACCUUGGAGAAAGAUAAGGGAUAAAGGAUAUCAAUGCUCCAGGGUCCUAGCAAUGCCAGUAGAAUGAUUCAGAGUUGAAGAAAAUACUUACUGAUUCUUUUUAGGUGAAUUUGAUUUGCAAAACAAUUACCACCUUAGCUUUGGCCAGCCUUGACAGCAGACGGUCCAUCUUGUUCUGUGUCCUUUGCCUCUCAUUCCUUAGCACUCCUCUUGUGUUAGGAAGCACACAAGGAGCACGUGAUUAGCUUCAUUCCAUACCAAUCCCCCAGCUUUUCUUCCAGUUUCAAAGCUUAUGAAGGAGGGUUGAGUUUAUAAUCAUGUCUCGACUUUAAGACAUUGUUCUACAAACAGUCUUUCCUUACAAUUUUCUUUGGAUUUUUAGUCAUCUCAUCAGUUAAUAUAUAAUCAUCAUUUUCCUAGUAAAUUUAUUUUACAGUGAUUUUAAACAAGAAUAUAUGUUUUUUAAAAAUUAGCUUUAAUAAGACGAAUGAUAACCGAAUAAAAGGAUAGAUCUUUAAAUACUGCAUUCCGCCGCCCUUUCUUCCUCUUUCUCCAGUUCUCACUUUUGAAUUUUUUAUUUCUAUAAAAAGGUUGUAUAAAUCAGGCUUUUGCUUGGCUACAUAUUCCUUUGUCACCUGAAAUAAAAGUCACCACAAAGUGCAGUGAGUUUAGCCCGAAGCAUCUCCAAAAGAAAAAUGGAAAGGAAAAGGAAAGUAUAAGCAAUAAUGCUGAAACUCUCCCUUAUUCAAAUCUCUGAGAAGCAUGUCCCAUAUUUUGCCGAUGUGGAGGACUAGUAAAGGUCAACUCAUCCUAUCUGAACUUUUCAUGGACUUAUAUAUGCUUGUAGAUAGUUGUAUAGGUUGGAGAAUUUGUGAAGCUCUGUCCUGGCCACGUGGACACCACAAAUUACUGGCCCCCGCCCCCACGUAUGGACUGUGUAUAGAAGAGCUCUGGGUACCCAGGCCAAAAGGCAGAUGGAUACCCAGAAAGUACAGUCUGCACAACACUGCUAUAAAUAGUCUCAGUGCCGAAUCAGAAUUAUUAUACAAGACUGGAUUUCUUCACAACCCCAGAAAACACUAUGACUUUCACUGGAUGUGUCCGAAAACACACUCUUCUAAACAAAAACACACUUCACAAUUAGGAAUAAAUGCUAACUGUACCUCUCUGUCUUUUCUGGAACCACGAUCUGUUUCAUUAUCUGUAAUUAUGUAAUUUUGUGAGUAUUUCAAUCUUCAGGCAACUAUAAUCUAAAACUAGACUUUGCAUUCUAAUCCUUCUUUACCUCCCACCCCUGUUCCACUGCCAUAUUCAUUUCCUGACAGCACCAUGUGGCUACCAGACCUCCAUAGCCUCCUCUGGUUCCACACUCAGUCUUUGGUAGCUGCUGUUUAUAGAAAUAUUUCAUGGAAUAUAGUUACUUUACACUAAAACCAAAAAUACCUGUGCAAUUUCACAUUCUAAGGGGGCUGUUCCAUUGAUAUUAUUUCCACCAAACAUAUUUAUUUAUUUAAGCAACAGUACAUUUGCUUACCAAAAAAGACUGACUAUAUCAUUCACUAUGCGUAGAGGGCAAGUUUCUCACGGUUUCUAAGAGAAUCCAUCUAAAGAAAUAGACAUUGUGUGUUUCUCUAUGUAUAUUUUUAUGAAUAGCUUAGCCUCUUCUAUUCACUCUCCAAAACACAAGGGUGAUUUAUUUUAAGAAUCCUGCAGCUGAUGUUUUAAAAUGAUCUUUUUUUCUCUUUAGUAAUAACGGAAGUGGUACUAACCUGAUUUCUUCCUUUUGUCAGAAAUGUGCCCGGUGUAACAGGAGCAAACUGAAAAAAAAAAAAGUUGUUCUCUUCUUUCUAUUUCAUUCAAGAAGUAUACAAUGGAUGCCCUCUACUCCAAGGAUUGUUGUGCUGGGCAUUACAUAUACAGACAUAAAUUAUACCUUGCUCUUCUCCUUGGGGAGUUGAGAGUCUAGCUGGGGUGGCACAUAUUGUUUUAAUAGGGGUAUACAUAAAGUGCUCUGAACACAGGGCAAAGACUCUGUGCAAUUAUUUUUGUAAAGCACUUGCUAGAGACUUCAAGAAUCUGGCAAAUUUAAUUUUGUUUCUCAAUUAUUACUUUCAUCUGCAAUAGACUUCCCAGUUUCUUACUCUCAAAGUAAAUAUCUAUUUACACAAAUAUAUUUCUAUGGAAACAAAUUGAUCACGUCUUUUGGGAGAGCAAGAAUAAAUGAUUCUUAUCUCUGACAUACUUUUGAGACAGCGGAAUUCUCUGCAUUCUUGCUUCAGUUCUAGUUGAGGUAUAUUAGACAACUCCUUUCUUUCCCAUGAAUUAGACCUAAGAGGAAAUUUGGGACUACUUGGGAUAGAAAAGAGUGCUCUCCACUUCAGCUCCUCUCCUUCUCCUUUUUUAGGUCUUUCACUUCCAUUCAUUUAAGCCAUUCCAUACCAUUGCUAUUCUAGAUAAUUCUGAAGUUAGCUUUGUGAUCCUCUAUCACAUUCUAAGAUUCUCCUCUCUUAAAUAAACUUUGGACUCUAUUUAGGAACAUCUACAAGAGGUAGAUGAAGUCUAUCCUUGAGUAAAUAAUUGACUUCCUUUUGUGCCCUGGGUAAAUUUUUUCCAAUCCCAAAGAUCAUGCAUGCCAUCUCUGUGUACCACAUUAAUUCAUUUAGAGGCACCACACCUAAAAGUUACUAUCAAAACAAUUUCUCCAAUUUAUCUAGGAAUACAGGAAUCAGGCAAAUUGUAUUUUUUUCUAGAAAAAAAUCUUUAUACUAUGUCUUCCACCUUCCCUGGCUUCCUUUGGAUUCCUCUACAGGUACAAUCCAUCAAACUCUUGCUACAACACCAUCCUGACAAGAAGCUUUUGAGACAUCUGUAUAGUUCCGUCAUUCAUUCCUCUUUAAGCUAAAGGCCUGGAUGUACUUGUAGUCCUCGAUUGUCCUACAGGUCAAGUGUAGACUAAAUAAAUAAAUAGGCUUCGUUGUUCCUGAACAUGGCACAGGAGGUUAAUGGAAUGUGAUGUAACAAAUUCAAAACUGUUGGAAUACUUGGAGGAUAACUGAGUGCUAUUUCAUGUCUCUUAUGCGGUUUGAAAAUGUUAUCUUUAAAAGACAUAUAGUGUAAUAGAAUUACUUUCAUACACUAUUUUUGGAUCUUUCCUACCCUGUGCACUGCACCCUCGCCCAUACUCUUUCUUGUUGAGAUAUCUAGUUUGCAGAUUUUGGUUGUCCCUAGUUCUCAACUCUGUUCAUUAAUUCCAAAUAAUUGAACCACCUAAAGGGGGAAAAGUGCAACACACACACACACACACACACACACACACAAACACAAACACACUGUAAAAAAUAGGGCUGUUACUUAAGUAUUCUCCAGGAAAUUUUACAUACAUAUCUGCUUGAUAGCGACAGAAACAUUCCCACUUUGUGUUGACAAUUAUUUUAAUCCUUCAUGUAAGUUUUUAAUAAUUAACUGUUUUACUAUUUUUGAGUGAUUUUUUUUCCUCUUGUUUUGCACUAAGGUACUCUGUGGAAGAACAGGAAAGCACAUUUUCUAGUGAAAUACUGUAUUCGUAAAUUAGUUGUCCAUUUUUUUGGUAAUGUUUAUAGUCUACAAAGUGGCUGAGCAGAUAUGAGCUACAAAGUGUAGGGCAAACGUUAGUUUUGGUGUUUUGACCAAGCCUGCUGGGGAUGUAUCAAGAAGGAAGAAGGGAUUUGUGGCAGGGGUUGGUGGCUUUUGGAGGUGAGGAAUGUCAUUGCUUCUAUCAAGAAUCAGUGACAGUUCCUCCACUUUCUAGCUCCUAACUCAGGCAUCUCUUUAGUGCAUUUGGAUCCUUGUCUUACACAUUAGGGAAGAGGCAAUAUCACAGGCUUUGCAUGAUGAAUUCUCUACUUAACUUUGCAUGAAAUUUUUUUGACCCUUCCCACCAGUACUGUGUCUACAUUAUUUUCUAAGAUUUUAUUUCAUUGAGAUUUGCCCAGGGUGCUUUAGAACUAUCACCACAGCUACUUAACCUGCCCAAGUUAAGCACCCAGAUAAAGCUUUAAGGAAAACGAACUAAUAAAAAAACACCCUAGGUCAAGUCCACUGUCCUAAAUAGAGCCUUCAUCAGCGGAAGUCCUGAGAUCCUUUAGUGUGUCUCGUGGUCUUUCUUCCUCCUUCCCUGGUCCUGCCGUCCAUAGACAUGUCAUAUGGUAAGAAGCUAAAAUAGUCUCCAGCCCUGACAGUGCACACUGGAGUCACCAUCUAACACUAUCUCCCAAUACUAAUCACUGUCAAUAUAUUUCAUUUAACACUGUUUCUCUCAAUUCUCCCCAGUGACACAGGGAAAUGCUUUACAGAAGAGCAGGGUAAAUUUAGGGGACUAGUCCUAAGUCAAGACCAAAGGUGAAGCUAACUGUGUUAGUGGUGACAGCCUGGUCUUAUGUCAUUAGCAUCAUAUUCUCCCAUGCCUCAAAUGCAAACAGUAGCAUCAGAUAACAUGAAAAAAGGCACUGGGUAUGCAGAAGAUGCAUUGCAUUACUUUUCAGACUCUUUGAAAAGUCUCCCCACAGGUAACGAAUUCACAUGCAACUUUACAGGAUAAUAUUAAUAGGCAUCUGCCUAUUCAUACUUUUUCAUUAUAGUCAACUCCAAUCCCAAAGGUUUUUCAUGAAAUGUUAGCAUAGUCUCUUCACGUUGAAUGGCAGAAUCAACCAGAGUAACAUUGUCCUGCCUUAAAAACUCUUGCAAAAAAUACCAAAUGUUGCUUAAAGUAGCAUAGUUACAUUGUAAGAGGGAUUUUGUAUUUGGUGAGGACCAAGACCAUGAAUUUUUUCCUGAAUCUGGCAGUUGACAGGCCUCUUGAUAUCCUGUGUUGUCUUGAGCAGACACUUCUUUUUGUCAAAAGGUGGCCAUUUGUAAAUGGAUAUUCAUGGCCAUUUUCCAAUAAAACUUUAUUAAUAAAAUCAGGCAACAAUUCAGAUUCGGUUCAUGAAAUGUAAUUUCCCAAUCCCUAAGGUAGAACAUUACAGUUCCCAUUUCAAAUGGGAAAUUAGUCCUCCUCUGACAUGUUCAGGCCCUCUUUAUAUGAAGAAUGAAAGAGCAGGGGAAAUUACCUUUAACAAGUAAAUACUAAAGUGAAAAAAGACAUAAAUAAUCUGAUAUAUAUAUAUAUAUAUAUAUAUAUAUAUAUCUGAUAUGUCUAUAUCAGAUUAUUUGUGAUGGUAAAAGCACAAAACAGGUCAUAUCCUUUGUGGAUCUGCUGGAGACUCUCCUUUCCUUUGGAUCUUCUUAUUUUUGUUUCUAUAACAGAAUCCCAAGUGAUGUUGCCUCAUUCCAAGUCAGUUUUGUAGACCACGUAACAUGUCUUAAUACACUGUAUGGGGAAAAUAAAAGUUAGCCUUAGAUUUAUUUGUUUUCUAUGGUUAUUGUUGUACAGAAGAAAGACUUAAACUGUAAAUAAUGUAUAUUUAAUAAAGAGAGAAUUUUGUAUGAUUUUGUGUG